This is a messenger RNA of Prunus armeniaca (apricot), 633 nucleotides long. The record is from the annotation of a GenBank genome assembly. Lineage: Eukaryota; Viridiplantae; Streptophyta; Magnoliopsida; Rosales; Rosaceae.
AUGGAUCUCAAUCCAUUCCCUCCACCUGCAAGAGGCAGAGGGGGGAACAACCCUUUUGCUAACAAUGACAGGAACAGGCCGGGGGCAAACUGGAGGAAUCAUCCAGAUCUAGAAGUGCAGGACGAACACAGGGAGGAAGCUCUGCCCAGGCCAUAUAGGGCGGAGCCCAGGAUUGAUCACGUCCAGCCAGAACAGGGACGAAAUCUGCACCAUGUCAAUGCUUUGAAUGACAUGGGGGCAUUACAAAGAAUGAUCAGAGAGAUGAUGGAGCCUGAAGCCAAAACAGGAGAGAGGCCCACCUAUAGAAAGCCAUAUCCGACUUAUAUCGAUCAAAUACCUCUAUCACCAAGCUUCAAGGUGCCAAACUUCACCUUGUUCAAUGGAGAGGAUCCCUAUGCUUCAUCAGUUGAGCAUAUAGGCAGGUUCUCUGUCCAGUGCAUAGCCAUAGAAAAUAACCCUCUGUUAAAGCUAAGGCUUUUUGGAAAUUCUCUCUCCGGACAAGCUUUCACCUGGUACACCAAUCUGCCAGCCAAUUCUGUUCAAACUUGGGAGCAGAUGGAAAGUGUUUUCCAUGACUAUUAUUACAGGAUUCAGCCAGAAGUUACCAUCAGUGAUCUUGCUACCCUCAAGUAG